AUGACUACACCUACAGCCACACCUGCAAAUUCACUCGUCAAUGACACCUUGGUAGUGAACUCUACUGCCAUUGGACUUAACGCAACGGCGUUUGACAACUUCCUGAAUAUUACGACUUUGUACAACAUUACGACCCCGGAAGAUGCAUUUGAACAAUACCCCGAGGGAGCUUCUCUGUUUGAUGCCCUGGCUGCUUUUGAAAAAGAGACAAACCUCGUGGGCAGUGCAACAUCAGAGCAUGUUUCAGCAUAUUAUGUGCAUAAAGCCGCCAUGGCUGGCAUCGAAUGCCAUAACGAAACAUACCAAAUGUUGAGCCAUGGACGCUUCCUUAGAGCCAAUUACACGCAGGCUUUGAAGUACGGGCACGUUUACGGAAAUAUCACUGCAAAGAGUGGCUCUUGUGUGACCAAAGGCAUGACAAGAUUGAACACCAGUAACCAAAAGCGAUUUUUUGGUGCUCUUUUUGCCAAUGCGGCUCUUUGGUUUUCAGGAAUCUCAUUCGCUGGCCAACUCUUCAAUGCGGCAUGCCAAGUCACCAAUCAGUUUAACCAACACUCUGUCGGACGGCCUGUGUGUAUCGGAGCCAGCAUCUUAACAGCAAUGGGCGGUGGAUCGAACCUUUGGCAAGCUUGGAACACUCCCCAAACGGCUGUUACGCAAACUCCUUCGUUUAAUGACUAUCAAGUAUGGCAAACAGGCAGUGGAUAUCAAUUCGAGAUGGACGGACUUUCUAAACGCAGUACCAAUGCUUCAUCUGGUUUUGACUGGCAUUCAGAAAUGCCCGGCAUGCUCCAUGGCUAUGAGAGCAGGAAUUUGACAUGGGCGGAAUUUUACGGAGCUAACAUCACCCACCCGGGCUCCUACUAUUACGAUGGAUCGCGUGGUGGCAUAGCCAUGCCGAUGACAUUUUUCCAUCAACCACACCCAACAAACGCCAGUCGUAUGACGACCCAUGUUGGAAUCGAUCUCACAGGAAAGUCUAUCCGCAAACGCGAGAUGAUGUUGAGAAAGCGUCAGAAUCCCACCGACCAAAGAACUUGGUGCAAUGGAGGACCAUCAGUUGCAACCUUUGAACCUCCAGAAAACGAUGUACCUGCCUGGGAGGUAGGGUACUGCGAUGAGGAUGACAACUCGGGAGAGUCAGCAGAUGGUGGCGCUGGAGCAUUAUACUACGGCUUUGACUCAUACGCACCGAACGAGAAUUCAGCCUUGGGAUGGGACAUGGGUCUCGAUGAUUCGGGAGACCAACAAGGGUUUAAGGAUGCAUAUGACGCAGUCUAUGAGCAAGUUUCUGGAGAUCAGAUUUGGGAUUCGUGCGUCUGUAUGCAGGAAAAUGGACAGUGGACUAACACCGGAUCCCUUCAGUAUUCUUGGGAUAAUACCUAUAAUGGGUAUUCGGAGUGCUGGAAUGCUAACUGUGAUGGUGGAGGUGAUUAA
This is a messenger RNA of Trichoderma aggressivum f. europaeum, 1437 nucleotides long. RefSeq lists its product as uncharacterized. The record is from RefSeq and is a predicted model, not a curated record. The transcript has a single exon. NCBI's taxonomy places the organism in Eukaryota, Fungi, Ascomycota, Sordariomycetes, Hypocreales, Hypocreaceae. Bases 1 to 1437 code for a protein of 478 amino acids.